This is a messenger RNA of Neolamprologus brichardi, 1287 nucleotides long. Lineage: Eukaryota; Metazoa; Chordata; Actinopteri; Cichliformes; Cichlidae. The record is from RefSeq and is a predicted model, not a curated record.
CGGAACAGAACUACCCAUAUAGAGCAGAGGCUUCAGUCAUUUAACUGCCCUUCCUUCGUGAGUGCACAACAAAAAUCAGAGCUCGUUGUUUAAGUGUCUAAAUAUCGCAUUUUGAAGAUUUUUUGGGGAAGAAACAUUGUGAAUACAAUGACAAGCUUCAGGAAAACCGUUGCUGUAUUCAUUGGAUCCAGCCAAGUGGUGUAGCAUCUUUUUACAAGAAUGCAGCGCCAAAACCUGUCGCCAGUGUCUGAGAAAGAUCAGCUGGGUUUAAACCCUGUCAAGCUCCCACUAAAGAGAAAGCGAUUCCAGCAUGAUGCUGCACAAAAUUGCAGCAGAAGUGCUGACGGCUCCUCCCCAGCAAGGGGAAAACGCAGAAUCUGUGGAAAGAAAUUUGUACUGAAAAGAAAUUUCAGUCAGAUUUCAACCAACUGCAGAAGCAUCACUAAGGCCUGCAAUUCAGAAAGAAAAAGGAUGAAGAAAGACACAGACAAGAAUGAAUCAGCUGUGACACUACCAAACAUCCCAAAAAGCGCCUCUAUCACGAUGAUCCGACUCAAAGGCAAGAAAUUGAACGAUACAGCCUCGAGUUUCCAGAAUGAUGCCAGAUCCUCUGAAAGCAAAGUGAUGGAGAAAAAGAGGCCAGAAGACCAGAAAGUUAGAAACAUUUGGAUCAUUGGCUCAAGCUACGUCAAAAGAGGAGAGUUCAGAGCAAGACAGAAGUUUGGAGAGAAUUUGGGACUUAAUGCCAAAGUCCAAUGGUUUGGCAAAGGAGGGAUGGGCUGGAGUGGCGUCCUUCCACGUUUUUAUGAAGAGUUAUCUACACGGAGCCCGCCUGACAUAUUGAUUAUCCACGCUGGUGGAAACGAUUUAGGACUCAUGUCUGCCCAGCAACUUUCUGGUAUAAUGAAGAUGGAAUUGAUGCAACUGCACAAAGAGUUCCCCUCAAUGACAAUUGCUUAUUCCUGCAUCAAUCAGCGCCAAGUGUGGAGGUAUGGAAGUCCGUGGAAGAUCAAUAAGGACAGGGAGAUUGUCAACCAUACCAUGAGAAAGGCUGCCCACUGCUUUGGAGGGGUGAUUAUUGAACAUCCCUGUUUGAAAUUUUUCGACAACACAAUCUUUGUACCAGACGGAGUCCAUUUCACAAAGAAAGGAAAUGAACUGUUUGCGACCAGCAUCCGCUCCACCAUCAAGAACAUUCUGCAGUCAACGCAGAGAAAACAGAUUUGAGGCAUCAACCUCUAUAAUCUGACUACACAUAUGAACGAGAAUACUGAAUAAAUGCAGUCA